This is a messenger RNA of Letharia lupina, 1806 nucleotides long. RefSeq lists its product as uncharacterized. The transcript has a single exon. The record is from RefSeq and is a predicted model, not a curated record. Bases 1 to 1806 code for a protein of 601 amino acids. Lineage: Eukaryota; Fungi; Ascomycota; Lecanoromycetes; Lecanorales; Parmeliaceae.
AUGGCAUCACAAGGGUUUUUCAAGUACACACAGUUACAACCAUUGUUGAACAUGACUAGAGUGGUCAAUAUACUACCAGGAGAUCAUUCAUCGCCGAUUCAGUGCGAAGUAAGGGCGAUAAAUCUUGAUAAGCCUCCGCCAUACUGUGCACUGUCAUACGUCUGGGGCAAACACUCAAAAGGCUACAAAAUAUUCAUAGACCAAACAGAGAUGGGUGUUACGCAAAGUCUGUAUGAAGCCCUGCAACAUUUGCGCUCACAUGAGGAGACUCGCACAUUUUGGAUUGACGCUAUAUGCAUUAACCAGCUAGACAUUGCGGAGAAGAGCGCCCAAGUCCGAAAAAUGCAGCAGAUAUAUGGGCGGUCCAGAGGAGUCCUGAUUUGGCUUGGGCCCGAAGGAGAUGGAAGCGCCUCAGCGCUAGCGCUAGCAUCCACAAUCUCAGCAUACUGGUCAGAUCAGGGGCUCAAUCUCAGUGAUGCUGAGUCGGAGUUUCGGAGUAAGAGUUUAGCUGAUUUGUCCACUCUUUUGGAUGAGUGCAACUCCAAAUUUGAUACUACACCUGUAGAAGCGUUCAGAUCCCUGAUUACUCGGGAUUGGUUCGAACGGGUAUGGACGGUUCAAGAGGCGGCGGCACCCGUCAAAACGAAGACUAUCCAGUGUGGAGACUCUAAGAUCGAUUGGUGGAGUUUUAUUGCUGCGGCCAAAUUUCUUUCUCAUGCCAUUCAACGACCGGAUCUGAAAGUGUAUUUCCCAAACACUAGUGCUCUCGGCACCACCUCUAUGCGCGGGCUCUUCAAUCUGGAUCAUCUUCAAAGAUUGAUUGGGGGUGGGAAGUAUCAAGCAGAUCUCCUAGGAACGCUUGCCAAUUAUCGACACUACAAGGCUACAGACCCAAGGGACAAGGUAUAUGCAUUGCUGGGUUUAGUCACCGAAGCCUUGACGGAUAUCUUGGUUUGCGAUUACGUUCUAGAUCUCCCGACUGUUUACUCCAAAGUGGCUGAACAUUGCAUAUUGCAUCGAGGUUCUCUUGAAUGUUUGGGCUAUUGCAAUCCUUCCUCGCGGGACCUUGACUUACCUUCGUGGGUCCCGAACUGGCGCGAUCCUAGCGUUAGACAUCCUUUAGCCUAUCUUUCAAAGCACAGACCAAGUAUCUGCGCUUCAGAUCCCGCAGCGAAAAGGAUUUACUCCUCUAGUGCUGAUGUUACGUCUCAGAAACGUCAUCUAUCCUUCUCAAAAAUUCAAAAACCGAAGCUCGUUACUGAAGGAUUCUGUAUAGGCAAGGCUGUGGCCACCGGUCUUCCAUACUACCAAGAUGCACAUCGCGACUCCGAGAGCGACGUCAUAAAGGGAUGGGAGCCGGAGAACCUCCAAGGUGUUUACGAACCAACCGGCGAGACAAUUCUUGAGGCUUUCAGCCGUACCAUCGUGGCCGACGUUGCCAAGAAAGGACCUCUGAGGGAGCGAGGCUACAGUGUUGAUUGGAGUUUCUGGCGUUCUAUAAAAGACUACACACAACAACCCGCAUCACCCCAGCGGCGAGUUGAAUGGGGCUCUCUUCUUUUCGCAACAGUUGGUAGGAGUUUUGUCUUGUCAGAUAGGGGCUACAUGUGCUUGGCUCCGGGGGAAACUCGGCCUGGCGAUGAGAUUUGUCUCCUCCUUGGAGGCCACGUUUUCUACAUUCUCCGCCCAGUCGGCGAAAGCUGGUCUUUUGUCGGCGAGUGCUAUGUUCAUGGGUUCAUGGAUGGCGAAGCGAUGAGUCUCCUUGUGAAUGGAACCUUUGAGCUUCAGGAAUUUACGAUCGUUUAG